This is a messenger RNA of Rhinocladiella mackenziei CBS 650.93, 2778 nucleotides long. RefSeq lists its product as uncharacterized. Lineage: Eukaryota; Fungi; Ascomycota; Eurotiomycetes; Chaetothyriales; Herpotrichiellaceae. The record is from RefSeq and is a predicted model, not a curated record. The coding region runs from base 1 to 2778 and encodes 925 amino acids. The transcript is spliced from 3 exons. Gene Ontology annotation, molecular function: zinc ion binding; DNA-binding transcription factor activity, RNA polymerase II-specific; DNA binding. Gene Ontology annotation, biological process: DNA-templated transcription; regulation of DNA-templated transcription.
AUGCCAUCAUCAAAGAAAGAUCGGUGCGUGCCGGCGGAUCUGAGAAAACGUGCUCUGCAAAGUUGUGAUCGCUGCCGCAAGCGUCGAUGCAAAUGUGUCCGCGAUGACUCUUCAACAUCUUGCCAGUCAUGCCUUAAGAGUGGCUCCGCUUGCCUUUCCACCACGCCGAAGAGACCACGAUUCUAUGGAACAAUCGACGCGCUUAACCAGCGCUGCCAUGUUCUCGAGGCCAUAGUCCGGCAUGUCUGCCCUCAUGCUGAGUUCGAAACGACGCGUGACCUGCAUGCGCUCGCAAAGCGAAUUGGCUGUCCACUCAAUGAUGUUGUAUUAGAGGGUCCUGGGUGGGAAGAGCAGGGUUCAUUUGAACCUAUAUCGACCCAGAUCCAGACAAGAAAUGAAGACGGCCACGAAGCAAUUUCAAACCCGCAAGAAAAUGACCGCUUGCCGCUCUCGACCUCCCGCCUCCAGGAAAACCAAGGCCCAUCUUCUUCACGAUUUCACCCAGAGUCUAUCGAUUCCUCGAGACUGGUUUCCGACUCUAGUGGGGUGAUGCAUUAUAUUGGACCGUCUGGCAGUCUAUCAUUCUUCGCUCAACUUCGUGAUCUGAUACAACAAAGGCAACCGAAUGCUCGAUUUGCCAGUGACAAUGUUGCAGAGGCUCUGGAGGUUCGAAGACGAGCAAGCAAUCAACAUUCGCGCGAUGUAUCUCAGACGCGGAUUGCUGAACACGAAGUAACAAUUCCUGCAACAGCUCCGGGUAUGGAUCUGUACGCUUCCCUUCAGGAUAUCGGCUUGCGGACUCUGGAGGACUUCAUAGCCAUCUUCUUUACUAAGGUUCAUCCUAACUUCCCCAUUUUUAACCGGGCUAGCUUUCAGGAGGACCUUGAAGUAUUUCUCUCCUCGGCAAGGGUCUAUGCUGGAGAUGCUUGGGAAAUUGCUAAGCACAAUCCGGAGAAGCAAGGUCCCGACUCCGGCUGGCUGGUCUCUCUUCACAUGAUUGUCGCGUUCGCGACUCUCUAUCCUCGUCCGCCCGACGCCUUCCCGGGGGAUGUAGGUCAACAGAAUUCCACCCGGAUACGUAACAAUUGUCUGAAAACGGCCCGGUCUCAUCUGACAGCUUUAGCUGGUAAAUGUGUUCAAUCCAGCUUGGAGGCGCUUUUACUAUUGGCUUUGUUCCUUCACAACUUCAAGGAGAGGAAUAGCGCUUGGAUGAUUGUAGGCUCUGCGAUACGUAUAGCACUCGCUAUUGGUUUGCACAGAAACGAUACCAGCACAUCGUUCCGGCCUGUCGAGCGUGAAGCAAGAAAGAGACUUUGGUGCACGUUGUACGCUUUUGAGCAGUUUCUUUGCAUGUCUCUCGGACGACCCAGUGCCAUUGACGACCACGAAGUCGACGUUUCAACCCCAUGGGACGUGCUUCUUGACGGAUUAGCUCCACCUGCGUACAUGGAGCAAAGUCAUCAGCUUCAGCGUCUCUUGAGAAAGUGUCGGAGAAAUAUGCCGAAGCAUAUUCCCAAAACGUCCCAGGGUCAAAGGGUAAACGAAGAACUGCCCGUAGAUACUAUUACAACAGUAUCUAUCAUUGAGGACCUCCGAAAAUGGGAAACGCAAUUGCCGCACCAUCUCCGUCCUCCAAAUGCCAAAAAUAUUCCCCUACAGCAACUCUUGGGAGAGAUUCGAAAAUCUUAUUGUCGCUAUCAUCCUAGGGACCUAAGAGCUAUCGUUCUCUUCCACAUGCAGUAUCACAACAUUGCCAUUCUGGCUACACGCUCAAUUCUCUUGAAGGUAAUUGCACGUGGCGGAAGGCAUGAAAAAGAAACCACGACGUCUUCGAAUAACCCUUCUUCUGCUGUUUCACAGGAGGCUUUGUCUCACUACUGUGUCAGCUCAGCCAGUCACGUUGCUGCAAUGAUUAUCUUUCUCUUUGAAUCAGAGAACUUAGAGGGUAUGACGUGGCUUGACGUGUUCUAUGCUUAUUCUGCUGGGAUGGUGUUACUACUCCGUAUACUCUGGUGUCAUCAGUCACAGGCUACAGUCGAGCCACGGAUACACAGCUCUCUGGCGCAGAUGGAAAUGCUGGUUGGUCGACUUCGACAGGUGCUUCACCAGUUGCGGAAAUGUGGGACCAUGGAGAGACUCUCUCAUGUCUUGGAGGAGUUCGCAGAGGCUGUAAUGACGAAUUCUCGAGCGCGUAAUGGGCAACCAACUGCACAGGCCGAACAGCUUGGUGGUGAAGAGCAGGCGCCACCGCCCACCGAAGAAUCACGACUUUCCCAGCACGAGUUCGGCGACAUAGACACCCAGACGAGUCGGGCUGGUGAUGCAGCAAACUCUCUCGGAUACGAUCGUCAUGAAGCGGAAAACAGUCGUUUGGUUGGCAGCGUCAACCCCAGUCACAUUCCUUGGGACCCUGAGGCUGCUCAUGGACCUGUCCAUCUGAAUAGCGCUCCUGACAGCUCGGGACCAAUAGUUCAAAAUGACAUUCAUGGAUUGGCACGAACUGAGUGUCAGAUUCCGCCUGCGCCCGAAAUGAGCAUGGAUAUGAGUGAGGGCGAACUUCCGGCUCUCUCCCAGCGGAUGGAAUACGAUUUCUCACCCAACAGGGGAGGCGUGGGGCCAGUUGCAUCUAGACCAUUCUACUAUCCUGACUCAGGAAUGGAUCUCAGCUCUACAAAUGAAUCGCUCAUAUGGACAAAUCCAUUAGAGGCUCUCACCACUCAGAUGUCGGAUUGGAGGGACUUGGAGCACUAUUUAGGAAGCAUGGAGGACAAUUUCUGA